Caenorhabditis remanei is the source of this 210-nucleotide messenger RNA. RefSeq lists its product as uncharacterized. The coding region runs from base 1 to 210 and encodes 69 amino acids. Lineage: Eukaryota; Metazoa; Nematoda; Chromadorea; Rhabditida; Rhabditidae. The transcript is spliced from 2 exons. The record is from RefSeq and is a predicted model, not a curated record.
AUGCAAGAGGAUAUGAUUGGAAACAGGCAAAAGCUAUCCAACGACGUGCGUGACUUCGCGUGUUACAAGAUUGUCCCUGGAAACAUGACUGCAUCGUGCAUCAAUUUCUUGGACCUCUACUUGCCAACUGUCAUUCAAAUGACCAUUGAACAAGUCACUGCCGAAGGUGUUUGUGAGGCGAAUAAGUGCUGUCCAAAGGAUUCUGGUUAG